CUUUUACAGGAUGGCCUCACACCAGUUUUAGUUGCUCUAAAUGAAAACAAAGAGCAAAUGGUGAAAUUUUUAGUAGGAAAAGGAGCACGUCUACUUUCAGGGGAUACGGUUAAAAGCAGUGACCAACUAAUUUCUGAACAUGAAGAAGAAAUGAAACCUGAAAAUUCUUCACAGAAUCAUGAUCUAGUGGCUAAGAAGUCUGAAGAAGUCUCUUUAAGCAGUCGUACCCGCAAAGCUGAUACUGAUGAUUCAAGGCCUUCAAAACAUGAGGACUUAAGUUCUGGUACCAAGACUGUCCCGAAACUAAACUUAAGAAAGCAAAUGGCUGCUUUUCUGCGACCCAAGAAAGCAAAAUGUGGUCUUGUGAGCCAAGAAGAUAGACCUUUAUUUGCUGACAACAAUUUUGCAAGGGAAGAUAAGACUGAAACUCUCUGUAAACCAUCCGUCAAUGUCUCUGACUAUUCUCCUCUUGCUUUUGUAUCACCCGAAACUCCUCAAACGUCUUCAGCAAUGCUUGGUGUUACAAAGACUGGAAAAGAAAGGAAGCAGCACACGAGUAAUAAAAUGGAAGGAGCAGAAAACAUAUAUGAUGCUGCUGCUGCUGCUGCUGCUGCUCCUGCUCUUGGUACUGCUCUUGCUGUUGCUGCUGCUGCUGCUGCUGCUGCUGCUCCUGCUGCUGGACUAAUUCAACAAAGAAAGACUGGAAAAACUGAUAACCACCUGUUUCCUACUACGCAGAAUGAAGAUUCUGAUAGUAAUGAUCCUGGUUUGUCUAUCAUGGAAAUAAAGAAAGAUAAAAAUGUAAAGUGGGUAUCAAAAGCAUCUGUGAUUACACCAGGCUUUGAGGAGGCCGAUUCCCUAACUGGUAGUCUACUACGAGUGAGUAAUGACAACAGUCUAAGUAAAAUGGAUCAGGAUGAAAGAAGACCUGCAAAGAAAACAUCUAAGGAAAAGAACAAGGUCAAAAAGCAAGUGAAUUCUGCGGAGCAUCUUGAUGACGAGCAUCUUGAUGACUUAACUCAGUCAUCUGAAACAGCUUCAGAGGAUUGCAAGUUGCAAUCCUCUGAUUAUAAGAGUUCCCUGUUGCUCAUUGAACUUGGAAUGGAUUGUAAAGAUUCUGUUAGCGUAUUGACAAUCCAGAAUGCAAUUCUUAAAUACAAAAGAUCAAUAGAAUUAAAAAGAAAAGACUGUGAACAACUUACAAGAAAAAUUUUACAAGUGGAAUAUAAGGUCAAUGGACUAGAACAGUUGCUAUCAGAAACAAAAGAAAUGAAAUCUCAGUUAGAGCAUCAAAAAGUGGAAUGGGAACGAGAACUCUACAGUUUAAGAUUGACCUUAAAACAAGAAAAAGAAAAAAGAAGAAGUGCUGAAAUUUUAUAUAUAAAUAUUAAGGAGCAAUUAAGAAGUAAAGAAGAGCUGAGUGAAGUUUCUCCUCCUCAUGAAAAAGAAAAAGGUCUGUUACAUGAAAACCGCAUGUUGCAAGAUGAACUUGCCAUGCUAAGACUGGAAAUAGACACAAUAAGGAAUCAGAAGCAGGAAAAGAGGUAUUGUGAAGACACUGAAACUGAAAAAGAAAAGAAUGACAGUCUUCAAAACGCCAUAAAACUGAAUGAGGUAACAUUAACAAAUACAGUAUUCCAAUCUAGUGGGCAGCUGAAUGUUGUGACAACUGAGAAUACCAUGCUGAACUCUAAAUUGCAGGAUGAAAAGCUAAACAGAGAAAGACUGGAAGCAAAACUUCAAUCAUACCGAGCUAGAGUCGCUACAGCUAUACAGGAUCGUGAUCAAAGUCAGGCAUCAAAAAGAGACCUAGAACUUGCUUUCCAGAGAGCAAAAGAUGAGUGGUGUCAUUUACAGGACAAAAUGAACUUUGAGAUGUCUAACCUAAAAGAUAACAAUGAGGUGCUUUCUCAGCAACUUUCUGAAGUCGAAAGUAAACUUAAUGCCCUAGAAAUUGAGCUGCAGUAUACAAGAGAUGCUCUCAGAGAAAAGACGUUGGCUUUAGAACAUUUACAAAGAAACCCAAAACAAACACAGGGUCAGAAGAAGGAAAUUGAGCAGAAAUCUCAAAACGAACAAGGUAAAGUGAAUGAAUACAUGGGAAAGCAUGAAUCCUUAGAAGAGAAAUUAUCUCAACUACAAAGUGAAAAUAUGUUGCUCCGAGAGCAACUAGAUGAUGCCUACAGCAGAGUGGAAUGUAAAGAAAAGACUAUAAUUUAUCUCAAAGACCAGGUUCAGGUUAUUGUAAGAAUGGUUCGAGUUGCAGGUGAAAAACGAGCUCUUCAACUGCGAGAAAGAAAUAAGGAGUUAAUCAAUAAAUGUAAACAGAUAAUGGAAAGAGCAUUUAGAUAUGAAGAUGAGAAAGAAGAAAGAGAAGUAAGUAUUCAGAAAGACAAAUAUUUUUCAAGCUUCCUAUUAGAAAGUUCAAAGUAAUGUUUGGUUAUGGCU
This is a messenger RNA of Canis lupus familiaris (dog), 2448 nucleotides long. Its product is annotated as ankyrin repeat domain-containing protein 26-like. The coding region runs from base 58 to 2433 and encodes 791 amino acids. NCBI's taxonomy places the organism in Eukaryota, Metazoa, Chordata, Mammalia, Carnivora, Canidae. The transcript is spliced from 13 exons. The record is from RefSeq and is a predicted model, not a curated record.